AUGCGUGCUGAGUCUCGCGCGUGCUAUGCUGCCCGAUGCGAGUCCGCCAUCGGUUCUGUGUUCCGCGCGCACAAAGCCACUAACUGUUGUGCCGUACUACUAUACUACUACCACCAAUAUAAAACCUGCCGUAUACGCGAUUUUACGUGUAUGCGAUGUGCACGGGUGUAGGUGCGCGUUCGAGUCCGUUUUUCGCGCAAAAAUGUGAGAAUAAUGCUUGAAAAUAUGAGUGCCCGCCUUGUAUUGUAGUGCGCGCAAAACAGUGGAGUGAAUAGAGCGCGCAUUGUAAUACCGAACGUUCCGCGUGUAUAUACGUACGACCGCAGCCGAACGCUUCAUCCUAUAUACACACAUGCACACGCAUGCGAUCCGUGCGAAUAUAAUGUAAAAUAAGUGUAUUCGUGCGCGUGUGUUUGUCGGGCGCGCGUAAACGUACGAAUAUCAUACACACAUCGAACCGUGCGCGAGUCUGUGCUGCGAGCUGAAUAAGCGAGGGACCGAUCGCCGACCAACGCUCACAUUCAGCGAGGCGAAAGAAAGAAAGAGCGAAAGAAAGGAAGAAAGAGCGCGCGUACAUACACAACACAUACAAGUGCGCGAGUGAGCGUGUGUGUGCGCGUAAAAAAAAAGGCAUAUAGCUGCGAGAGAAUCGACGCAACGCGCGCGCGAGCAAAAAAUUCAGCAGUAUAAUAUAAUACCACGCUUUGGCUCCGCUUUUGCGAGACACAUACAGUCCGUGCCUGGCGUCCGAUUUAUUCCGUGCAUUUCGGAGCACUCCGUGUCUCCUGCUGCACCGACGUCGACGACGAUCGGAUCGCAUUCUCCGAGAUAAAAAAUAAAAGAGAGAGAGAGAAAAGAAGCGACUUUACGACAUUCGAGCCCUUCUUUAUUCCUGCGUUCGCCGAGCCUGUACAAGUGUGUUGUAGUAUUCCCUGCAGCGUACGUAUCGGGUACGUACAUUGGAGUAUAUAAAAUAUACAGCAGCACGCAGUGGCAGUGGUUUUCAAGGACUCGGAGUCGCGCCAAGGCGAGAGCUGCUCGCCUUCAACCCUUGCCUGCGUUGGUGUAGUGUCGCGCGUACGAGCCCGAGAGCUAGGCAAGAACGUGGAGGAUCAGCAGCCCCGAGGAGUCGCAUGCGCGACCUCCCGGCGGCCUAGGCAUCGUAGCAGCAACAGCAUCAGCAUCAGCUACACAUAGUAGUACACGAGAGUAGUGUAUAACGUAGCCGAUCGAAGCCAGGAAGGUCGCGCGUCUAUCUGUCUCUCUCUCUCACUCUCUUUUGCUGCUGCUGGCGAGAGAGAGAGAGAGAGAGAAAGAGCGCAGAGUAGUAGUAGCAGUAGUAGUAUAACGCGGUGCUGCUGCUCUUCGUGCUCGUCUCCCGCGACCUCCUCCUGCUCGCCACCUCCUCGUCUCGCCACGACUCGUCGCCCCGUGGCCGCAUCACCAGCCUCGCAAAAUACUCCGUGUGUGCGCGCGUAUGUGUACCUAUAUACAUCGGUGUAUGUAAGAGAACGGUCUCUCUCUACGCGCGUGUAUACCUAUAUGUAUGUAGACUAUAUACAUGUGUCUGUGUUGGUGCAGUGUGUGAGAGAAGCGGCCCCCUCUUUAACCCACCCACCCGCCGCGCGCGUAGUACUACGCGGAGUACGCUAGCGCGUACGUUCGAGUGACUACUGUGACUAGAUGCAGCGCAUAUAUAUACGUGCGCUAUUCAACAUAUAUACGCGUAUAUUCAUACAUACGUGUAUGUGAGUAUACGUAUUUAAUAUAUAACUACACAUUUACGCAAAGCGCAUACGUGCAGAAGUGCAGUGUCUAUAUCUAUGCAUCAAAGCUGUUUUGUGAGUGAGUGCGUUAUUUGUGUGCGGUGCGUGUGUACGUUUUAAGAGCUCUGGCCAGCCAAGUGACUGCUGUAGUUCUUAUAUCCAUGCAUACACAUAUUUGAUACAUUAGGUGUGUGUAUAUAGAGGACGAGAGAAAGAGAGAGAGAAAGAACGAGGCACACUCGCCAGCUCCGCAAGCAUACAGACGCUCAUUAUAAGAGCGGCGAAGAAUCGAAAAAGAAGCGAGCGAGAGAGAGAGAGAGACUCACUCACUCGCAUAGUGUGCGAAAGUGGCCUAACUCCGAUCGAGUCGAGCAUAUUGUGUGCAGAGAGGCACACGCGUCGUCGUCGCCACACCGACGCCACCGGGCCGCAAAUUGUACAACAAAAAAAAUACAUACAAAAUAAAAUAAAAUUACCAGUGCGGAGUAGCGGAGAGCCACAGCAGCAUCAUGUCGGCCAGUUCGUCCCAGCGGGUGCGCAAGUCGCCAUGCUCGGGCUCGACCAAGCAGGGCCCGAUGCGGGCCACCCUGCCCGUCAGCUCGCUACUGCGACAACAGAACAACACGAGCGGCGGCUCGGCCGCGGCCACCACACAGACCAGCAACAACAAGCAGCAGCAGUCCAACGCGGCCAACUCGACGUCGCAGACGCCGACCGACGUACAUCGCUCGACGUCGGCGUCCCAGACCACGAGCUCGGUGGCCUGCAACGCGCCGCCGCUGUCACCGACCCCCGGUUGGAGAUCGGCCACGACCAGUCGCAUCUCGCCGGACGCCUGUUCGGGUCAGCGCAGCCCCGGAGCACUGGCCUCCGGGCCCACGCGGGCCUCCAGCGGCUACUUCUCCAAAUCCAAGACGCUGAGCGCGCGCGGACCCGAUGGCUGCUACCUCGACGCCUCGGGCAACGGCCACCGCAUCAUCAGGCGCACCGCGUCCCUCGACACAAUCUACAUGCAGGGCCAGUGGCCCCGGGAUUAUUUACAAACCAGCCUCCUGCUCGUUGACAAAGCCACUCAGACGGACGAAUGGAGCAACACCGUGCCGAAGGUUUACGGUCCGCGACAUUCGGCCCCGUCACCGGUCGCUCCGGUCACGGCUACAGCCGCUGAUCAAACCAUGACCGACGAAAAGCUCGAAAAGUACUUUAGACAUCGUCUGCAACGCACCAACAAAGAAAGCACCAGUAGCCGCGAAAGAACCGCAGCUUUUGGACUCAUUACUCCGGGAGGACCGGCCCUACCCGCCGAUCAUUCCGUCAUUUUGCCCAGCAUCGCGUCCCAAACGUCUGCCUAUAACCAUUUUGGCUCGAGUAAGGCCAUCACAAUCAAGCCCAUGAGACCUCCAAUGCGAUCAUCAAUUGAAGGUUUGAAUCAGGAAAUUGAAGGUUUGGUUCUCAAAUCCACCUCAACUUCUUGCGAUGAUCAUCACAUUGAAGACAAGUAUGCCAGAUUGCGAGAUCAAAAUACACCUGAAGGACACCGUGCACCUCUGGCUGAUUUAUUCAGAGCAAAAUGUAGUGUCAACAGUGUUAAUACUCAAACUCCAGCAACUGAUCUUCCUUCCAGUUCUUACUCGUCAGGCCCUCCAUCAAGGAAUUCAGAGUCUCCACCAUUACCAGGUUCAGUGGAUGUAUCUCGUCCAUCUAGUGACCUGUUACAAGGUGGAAGCCGUGGCUCUACGCCAGACCAUGAUAGAGAAGGGCGCUUGGGUACAUCUCCUCAUAUUAAUAGAUUUUUGGCUAGAGAACCACCAGAUGGAUGUGAAAAAGUCAAUACAAAAUUCAUAGAAGAGGCCAGGCGGCCAAUGAUAGACUUGAGUAAACUAGACUAUUGUUCAAAGCCUAGUGUAGCAUUCCAAUUAAAACCAAGUUUGGGAUCGGCAUUCCUUCCACUUCAACAACCAGUCAGUCCAACAAUGGCUACUAAUACAACACCUUCAAUGCAUACGACACCAUCAACACCUUCUCCAAAUCCAUAGUCCUUGGAUGCAUAUAGCAUGAAGCAGUGUGUUAAUCUGGAUGGUAUUAGUACCAUACUCACAAAUACAAUCAUAUAUAUUUAUGUGUAUAUGAACAUUUAUACAUAUAUUUAUAUAUACAAAGAUAUAUAUAAUAUAUAUCUAUAUUUUUUCUUCAAUAAGACCUAAAUUGAUUCAUCAAAGUGUUGAAAAAAUGAAUUCUUAGACAGGUAAAUCGACUAUGUUACAAAAAAAUAGUAGUUUGUUCCCCAUUGCAGCUAAAAUUGAUAAUCUGUGGCCUGAGCAAUCAUACAAAUGGAAAAAUUUGAAUGCAUCAACUUAUAGUAAAAUAUAAGUGCAUGAAUAUUGAAAAGUAUUUACAUAGCUCUUGAGUUACGUUAAAUGUCCACAAAAUAAUAUAUUUAUAAAUCUACGAUAAUAAAAAUACGAGGAACAAUAAUUUGUGAUAAUUAAUAAAAGACAUGUAGAAAUAUGCAUUGUGUUCUACAAAAUGUAAGAUUUACGAAAUUAUGUGUAUUCUAAAUUAGUGCUCAAAGUGUCCUAAAUGACUUAUUUUUUACACAGGGAUACAAAUAUUCUGAAAACCUAUUAAUGACGAGAAAAGUAUUAAAUUUGAAUAGAGGUAGUGUAGUUACAAAAACUCAAAUUGAGUGAAAAAGUAAGAACAUGUAUUCACGUGUAUGAAUGGAAAAUUGCAAAUUUGUACAAAAAACUCUGACUUGUAAAGAGUUUUUGCAGUGUUGCUGCAAUUAAAAAUGUUUACAUUUUUUAAAUACUUUUAUGUUCAUUCUGUAUUAUUAUAAAGUUUAUUACCUCUUACAUAACUGCAAUUAUUGCUAUCUUUUAUAAUUAUGGUUAAUAUUAUUUUUAUAAACUCGAAUAUUACAUUUUUUAUGUCACAAUAUUAAGUCAAUAAAGGAAUGAGGUAAAAAGAUGAUUUAUAAAAACAUCAUCAUCCUCAAAGUCAUCAAAA
Messenger RNA from Trichogramma pretiosum, 4775 nucleotides. Its product is annotated as protein FAM117B-like. The transcript is spliced from 7 exons. Lineage: Eukaryota; Metazoa; Arthropoda; Insecta; Hymenoptera; Trichogrammatidae. The record is from RefSeq and is a predicted model, not a curated record. Bases 2276 to 3802 code for a protein of 508 amino acids.